UUGCAGCUCCAGCAUGUCAGUGUUCCCAGGAAGAAGCGAAAAGACUUGAAUGCAAGUGCGUGUCUGCCGACCAGUGCUUUGUAUAGGAGACUAAGACAAACGCAGGGCUUGACAUAAUCAAGUGAUUUAAAAUAUAAAUCAGGAUAUAUCAAGAUAAGCGGGAUUUAACUGUUUUUUUUUUUUUAUUUUUAUUUCAACCAUGCUGUGAGAGAUGGAAUGGGACUAACCCCCUGCUAUGUCAACACUUCGCAAAGGCCACUCUCUACUACAUUCUCUGGUUUUCAUGGUUUAAUGUCUGUGGGUGUGCUUCACCAGAGAUGGAGCAGAUGGACUGUAAGCCCUACCAGCCACUGUCAAAGGCCAGGCACGAAAUGGAGCUGGCCUACACAAGUUCCUCGGACGAGAGCGAAGACGGACGAAACAUGAGGAAGUCGUACACCUCCAGAGAAACUCUGCCUGACUACGGCCAGGAGCUGAGGCUGAAUUACAACAGCCACAGCAGGAAAAGGAAGGCAGUCGGUGAACCCACACAAGAAAUGGAGUUCUGUGAGACGCCUGCCCUGAUGCGCCCUGGCUAUCAGUCAGAGCUGCGUGCAGCACCCCAGUUCGCCUACACCAUGGGGUCGGACGUGGACACGGAGACAGAGGGGGGGCCCUCACCAGACCAUGCCCUGCGGCUCUGGAUGAGAGAUAUCAAGUCCGAGCACAGCUCCUGCCUGUCCAGCCGGGCCAACUCUGUGCUGUCCCUGACUGACACCGAGCAGGAGAGGAAGUCAGACGGGGAGAACGAGCUCCCGAGCAGCCCUCGUGGCCAAUUCAACUUCCGUCCGCUUCCCCCACCGCCUCCCCCUCCCCACACGUGCACCUGCAGCCGCCCUGCGCCCCAGCAGCUGGAUCCCAUGCAGAGGAACACCAUGCCAGCGCGCAGUCAGCCCAGCCCAGCUCCCACGGACUCCACAACUCAGCAGGACAACGUGCACCUGCACAACAGCUGGGUCCUCAACAGCAACAUACCACUGGAGACGAGGCAUUUCCUGUUUAAACACGGCUCUGGCUCCUCUGCUGUCUUCAGUUCUGCCGGCCAGAGCUAUCCUCUCACCUCCAACACUGUUUACUCUCCACCUCCCAGACCCCUCCCUCGAAGCACCUUCUCAAGACCCAGCUUUACUUUCAACAAACCGUACAAGUGCUGUAACUGGAAGUGCACUGCACUGAGUGCCACUGCCAUCACUGUAACACUGGCUCUCCUGCUAGCCUAUGUUAUUGCAGUGCACUUGUUUGGCCUAACAUGGCAGCUGCAGCCAGUAGAAACACCUCUGUACGAGAACGGAGUGAGCAAAGAGGGCAAGGGAGCUGAAGCCAUGGAAACCACGUUCUCUCCCGUUGGUGGACCAGGUCCAGACAAGCCUGACCGAAGUGAAGGAGGAGGAAAGACGGUGUUUCAGAGAGGCAGGGCGAUAGACAGAGGAGAAGUGGAUAUCGGAACACAGGUGAUGCAGACCAUCCCUCCAGGUCUCUUCUGGCGCUUUCAUGUAACCAUCCACCACCCGAUGUACCUGAAAUUCAACAUCUCCCUGGCCAGGGAUUCUUUGCUAGGGAUCUAUGGCAGGAGAAACAUCCCUCCUACACAUACUCAGUUUGAUUUCGUCAAGCUGUUGGAUGGCAAGCAGUUGAUUAAACAAGAGACCAAAAGUUCAGAAGAUUCCUAUUUCUCCCCUCGGAAUCUGAUCCUUACAUCCUUGCAGGAGACUGGCUUUAUAGAGUACAUGGACUUGGGAACGUGGCACCUCGCGUUCUACAAUGACGGCAAGAAGAUGGAGCAAGUUUUCGUUCUCACUACCGCCAUAGAAACCAUGGAUGAUUGUUCAACAAACUGCAAUGGGAAUGGAGAGUGCAUCUCCGGACACUGUCAUUGCUUCCCGGGAUUCCUUGGGCCUGACUGUGCAAGAGGGUCACUGUUGUUUUCAGACUCCUGUCCGGUGCUGUGCAGUGGGAACGGGGAAUAUGAGAAAGGCCAUUGCGUGUGUCACUCGGACUGGAAGGGGCCAGAGUGUGAUAUCCCAGAGGACCAGUGCAUCGACCCCACCUGCGAUGACCAUGGAAGCUGCAUCAAAGGAGUCUGUAUCUGCAUCCCUGGCUAUAAAGGAAACAUCUGCGAGCAAGAGGACUGCCUGGACCCGCUGUGCUCUGGCCACGGGGUGUGCGUGCAGGGCGAGUGCCACUGCUCCUCCGGAUGGGCAGGGGCUCGGUGUGAGAGCACGCUCCCUGCCUGUCAGGAGCAGUGCUCUGGACACGGGACCUACCUGCCGGACAAAGGCAGCUGCAGCUGCGAGGCCAGCUGGACUGGGACUGACUGCUCAACAGAGUUGUGCCCUGUGCACUGUGGCAGCCACGGCGUCUGCUCUGGUGGAGAGUGCCAGUGCGAGGAAGGUUGGGAAGGUUCCGGCUGCAGUCGGCGUACGUGCCACCCACGCUGCGUCGAGCACGGGCACUGCAAGGAUGGCAAGUGUGAGUGCAGCCCUGGCUGGGAGGGGGAGCACUGCACCAUCGCUCAAUACUUGGAUGUUAUUGUUAAAGAUGGCUGCCCAGGUCUGUGCAAUGGUAAUGGGAGGUGCACCCUAGACCAGAACGGCUGGCAUUGUGUAUGCCAGACAGGCUGGAGUGGCACGGGAUGCAACAUCAUCAUGGAGAUGGUGUGUGAUGACAGCGUGGACAAUGAUGGAGAUGGUCUGAUGGACUGUGUUGAUCCUGAUUGCUGCCAGCAGUCCAGCUGUUACAGCGGGCCUCUCUGUCAGGGCUCCCCUGACCCCCUCGACCUCAUCCAGCAGAGCCAGCCAUCCUUCUCCCAGUUCCCCUCACGGCUGUUCUUCCAGAGAACCCGAUUCCUCAUCGGCAGGGACAGCACUCACGUCCUCCCCGGGGACGUCCCCUUUGACAGCAGCCGAGCCUGUGUGAUCCGUGGUCAGGUGGUCGCUGUGGACAGCACUCCCUUGGUUGGCGUCAAUGUCAGCUUCCUACGCCAUGUUGAUUAUGGAUACACCAUCAGCCGACAGGAUGGCAGUUUUGAUCUGAUGGCUGUUGGAGGGAUUUCUGUCACCCUGAUCUUUGAGCGCGCUCCCUUCAUCACGGAAAGACGGACGCUCUGGUUGCCAUGGAACCAGUUUGUUGUGGUGGACAAGGUGGUCAUGACGAGAGUGGAGACUGCAGAGCUGACUUGUGAUGUUAGCAACUUCAUCAGCCCCUACCCGAUCGUCCUGCCUUCCCCGCUGACCAUAUUCGCAGGAUCCUGUUCUGAAAGAGGCCCGGCUGUCCCUGAACUGCAGGCUGUGCAGGAGGAGAUCACCAUCCCUGGCAGCUUUGUGAAGCUCAGCUACCUCAGCACCCGCACCCCUGGCUACAAAUCCCUGCUGAGGAUUAUCCUCACGCAUUCGCUGGUGCCUACGGGGCUCGCCAAGGUGCAUCUGACAGCUUCCAUUGAAGGACGUCUCCUCCAGAGAUGGUUCCCAGCCACUCCCAACCUGACGUUCACCUUCGCCUGGAACAAGACUGAUAUCUAUGGGCAGAAGGUGUCCGGCCUGACCGAAGCAAUAGUGUCAGUCGGGUAUGAAUAUGAAGCAUGCCCUGACUUAAUUGUGUGGGAGAAGAGGACUGCCCUCUUGCAGGGCUUUGAGAUGGAUGCAUCCAAUCUGGGAGGGUGGUCUUUGGACAAGCAUCACAUCCUGAACCUGCAGAGCGGGAUUUUGCACAAAGGCAAUGGAGAGAACAUCUUCAUUUCCCAGCAGCCUCCAGUCAUCACCACAGUCAUGGGUAAUGGCUACCAUCGCAGUAUACCCUGCCCAAACUGCAAUGGUCCUGUCCAAGGAAGCAAGCUCUUUGCUCCUAUUGCGGUGGCCUGUGGCCCCGAUAGCAGUGUCUAUGUCGGAGACUUUAAUUUCAUCAGGAGGAUACUUCCAUCUGGCUAUGCUGUCACCAUUUUAGAACUGAGAAACAGAGACACAAGACACAGCACCAGCCCAGCUCAUAAGUACUACUUGGCUGUGGACCCAGUCAAUGAAUCCCUGUACCUGUCCGAUACAAGCAGCAGAAAGAUACUGAGGGUGAAGUCCCUCACUGAACCCAAGGACCUUGCCAAGAACUUUGAAGUGGUGGCAGGGACGGGUGACCAGUGCCUUCCCUUUGACCAGAGCCAUUGCGGGGAUGGCGGAAAGGCAUCUGAAGCCUCUCUCAACAAUCCAAGAGGUAUUGCCGUCGACAAAAAGGGUUUCGUAUACUUUGUCGAUGGAACGAUGAUUCGGAAGAUUGACGAGAGUGGCGUGAUCACAACUGUAAUUGGUUCCAACGGCCUGACAUCAACCCAGCCACUGAGCUGUGACUCUGGAAUGGACAUCUCUCAGGUCCGUCUGGAAUGGCCAACAGAUUUAGCAGCAAACCCUCUGGACAAUUCGCUGUACAUUCUGGACAACAACAUCGUGAUCCAGGUUUCGGAGAAAGGCCGCGUCAGGAUUGUGGCGGGACGUCCCAUACAUUGCCAAGUCCCUGGAAUGGAUCAUUAUCUGGUGAGCAAAGUGGCUGUGCACUCCACCCUGGAGUCAGCAAGAGCCCUCGCCGUGUCCGAACACGGGGUUCUGUACAUAGCGGAGACGGACGAGAGGAAGAUCAACCGCAUCCAGCAAGUCACAACCAACGGGGAAAUCUCCGUCAUCGCUGGAGCGCCGACAGAGUGUGACUGCAAGAUUGAUCCCAACUGCGACUGCUUUUCAGGCGAUGGUGGAUAUGCCAGGGAUGCCAAGCUGAAAGCCCCCUCCUCCAUGGCAGUGUCUCCAGAUGGCACGCUGUACAUCGCAGACCUGGGCAAUGUCCGGAUCCGAGCCAUACGCCACAACCAGCCUCAGCUGAACCGCAUGCACAUGUACGAGAUCGCCUCCGCGGCAGAUCAGGAGCUCUAUCUCUUCAGCACUAACGGGACCCACCUCCACACACUCAACCUUAUCACCGGGGACUACAUUUACAACUUCACCUACAGCGGGGAGCAGGAUCUCAGCACCAUCAUCAGCAGCAAUGGAAACUCGGUGCACAUCCGGAGGGAUGCCAACGGGGUGCCCCUCUGGCUGAUGGUGCCUGGAGGGCAGGUCUACUGGCUCACCAUUAGCAACAACGGGGCCCUGAAGAGGGUAUCCGCCCAGGGCCACGACCUCGCACAGAUCACCUACCAUGGCAACAGCGGUCUCCUAGCAACCAAGAGCAAUGAAAACGGAUGGACCACAGUUUACGAGUACAAUGCUGAAGGUCACCUGAUCAACGUGACCUUUCCUACCGGAGAGGUCAGCAGUCUCCAGAGCAACACGGAGAAGUCUGUGCUAGUGGAAGUGGACACUUCAAACAAGGAGAGCUUUGUCACCGUCACCAACUUCUCAGCAACCAACACCAUCUAUACACUGCGGCAAGACCAUGCACAGAACACCUACCGUGUGAGUGCAGACGGCUCUCUGCGCGUGACCUUCGCCAGCGGCAUGGAGCUGACCCUGAACACGGAGCCGCACAUCUCUGCGGGGGUGGUGAACCCCACCGUGGGCAAGUGCAACAUCACCUUGCCCGGCGAGCACAGCCCCAGCCUGAUCGAGUGGAGGCAGCGGCGAGAGCAGGCCAAGAGGAACUACACGGCCUUCGAGAGGCGCCUCAGGGCUCAUAACAGAAACCUGCUGUCCAUCGACUUCGAUCAGGCAACAAGAGUGGGCAAGAUCUACGACGAUCACCGCAAGUUUACCCUUCGGAUUCUUUAUGAUAAAAUGGGCCGCCCCGUGCUCUGGUCCCCGAGCAGCAAGUACAACGAGGUGAAUGUCACUUACUCUCCUGCUGGGCUGCUGACCAGCAUUCAAAGGGGGAACUGGUCAGAGCGACUGGAGUAUGAGAACGGGAGGAUAGUUUCUAGGAUGUGGGCUAAUGGCAAAAUAUGGAGCUACACUUUCCUGGAGAAGUCUGUAAUGCUGCUUCUGCACAGCCAGCGAAGGUACAUCUUCGAGUACGAUCAGACUGACCGCCUCGUUUCCAUCACUAUGCCCAGCAUGGUGCGGCACAGCCUCCAGACCAUGUUGUCCGUGGGAUACUACAGGAACAUCUACACCCCCCCUGAUAGCAGUGACGCGGUGAUGCAGGACUACAGCCGUGAUGGGAGGUUGCUACAGACACUGUACCUGGGGACGGGCCGCCGAGCCCUCUACAGAUACACUAAGCAGUCCAGGUUGUCCGAGAUCCUGUACGAUACCACCCUGGUGACCUUCACCUACGACGACUCCUCUAGUGUGGUUAAAACAAUCCACCUGAUGCAAGAGGGCUUCAUCUGCACCAUCAGAUACAGGCAAACAGGUCCUCUGAUUGGUCGGCAGAUCUUCAGGUUCAGCGAGGAAGGUCUCGUGAACGCACGCUUUGACUACAGCUACAACAACUUCCGGGUCACCAGCAUGCAGGCAAUGAUCAACGAGACUCCUCUCCCGAUUGACCUCUACCGCUACGUUGAUGUCUCGGGACGGACGGAGCAGUUCGGGAAAUUCAGCGUUAUCAACUAUGAUCUGAACCAGGUCAUUACCACGCAUGUGAUGAAGCACACCAAGAUAUUCAAUGCCAAUGGCCAAGUGAUAGAGGUCCAGUACGAAAUCCUCAAAUCCAUAGCUUAUUGGAUGAUCAUCCAGUACGACAACAUGGGCCGUACCGUUAUCUGUGACAUCAGGGUCGGCGUGGACACCAACAUCACCAGGUACUCCUAUGAAUACGAUGCGGACAGCCAGCUUCAGACCGUGUCGGUCAACGACAGGCCGCAGUGGCGCUACAGUUAUGACCUAAACGGAAACAUCAACCUGCUCAGUCACGGCAACAGCGCCCGCCUCACUCCACUGAGGUAUGACCUUAGAGACCGCAUCACCAGGUUAGGGGAGAUCCAGUACAGAAUGGAUGAAGACGGCUUCCUCAGAAUGAGAGGCAGCGACGUCUUUGAAUACAAUUCCAACGGGCUCCUGAGAAAAGCUUACAACAAAGGGUCUGGCUGGAGUGUGCAAUACCGCUACGACGGCCUUGGACGAAGAGUGGCGAGCAAGUCGACCCUGGGGCCUCCCCUCCAAUUCUUCUACGCCGAUCUCACACAGCCCACCAGGGUGACCCACAUGUACAACCACUCCAGCUCUGAGAUAACAUCCCUGUACUACGACCUUCAAGGGCACCUCAUAGCCAUGGAGCUGAGCAGCGGGGAAGAAUACUAUGUCGCUUGUGAUAACUCCGGAACGCCCCUGGCUGUGUUCAGCAGCAAAGGCCAGAUCAUCAAGGAACUCUUGUACACACCCUAUGGAGACAUAUAUCAGGACUCCAAUCCCGAUUUCCAGAUUGUGAUUGGUUUCCACGGCGGCCUCUACGAUCCUUUAACCAAACUGGUGCAUCUUGGGAGAAGGGAUUAUGAUGUCAUAGCAGGAAGAUGGACCACUCCAAACUACGAUUUGUGGGCGGAGCUGAACCGCAUCCCCAAACCUUUCAAUUUUUACUCUUUCAAAAACAAUUACCCAGUCGGGUACUUCCAGGAUGUUACCCAGUACACAACAGACAUUGGCAGCUGGCUCCACUUAUUUGGAUUUCAGCUUCACAACGUGGUGCCGGGGUUCCCCAAACCUGAUGUCCAAAGCAUGGAGCAGACCUACGAGCUGAUGCAAAUGCAGACCAAGACACAGGACUGGGACCCCAGCAAGGUGGUUCUCGGCAUUCAGUGUGAGCUCCAGAAACAGCUGAGAAGCUUCAUCUCAUUGGAUCGCCUCCCCAUGACCCACUUCGGAGAAGGUCAAGAUUGCCAGGACAGGAGCCCUAGGUUUUCCGCCAUGCCUUCUGUUUUUGGGAAAGGAGUGAAGUUCGCUAUAAUGGAUGAGAUUGUGACGGCCAAUAUCAUUGGGGUGGCCAAUGAAGACAGCAGACGCAUCGCAGCCAUCCUCAACAACAGCAUUUACCUGAAGGGCCUCCACUUCACCAUCGACGGGAGCGACACCCAUUACUUCAUCAAGUCUGGUCCCUUGGAAGAGGACCUGGCUGUGAUUGGCAACACUGGGGGAGGCCGCAUUUUAGAGAACGGCAUCAACGUCACUGUGUCCCAGAUGACCUCCGUUGUGAACGGAAGGACUAGACGGUUUGCGGACAUCCAGCUCCAGCACGCCACCUUGUGCUUCAACGUCCGCUAUGGGGCCACUGUAGAAGAAGAGAAGGGUCACGUCUUAGAAAUGGCCAGGCAAAGGGCGGUCACGCAGGCCUGGACUAAAGAGCAGAGGAGGCUGCAGGAGGGGGAGGAAGGCGUUAGGGCGUGGACAGAGAGCGAGAAACACCAGCUGCUGAGCACCGGUAGGGUGCAGGGCUAUGAUGGCUACUUUGUGUUGUCUGUGGAGCAGUAUCUAGAGCUUGCUGACAGUGCCAACAACAUUCACUUCAUGAGACAGAGUGAAAUAGGAAGGAGGUAACAGCGACGACAGACUGCCUGACGUUCCUUCACCAAAGACUGCCUGUUUGUAGACAUUCAAUGAUUUAUUUUUUCUAGAAUAAUAACUAUAGUAUGAACAACACCGACAACAAAAACUGGAAAAACCAUUUCCAACCGCCUUUAAAUGUGACAAAUGAUGGUAUUUUACUAUUGUUUCAUUGGGAGUGUCUUUAUCAUGGUGGCACAUGCUUUCAAGGCUUGUGGGUUGAGGUGGUAAUUCAAAUAUGGCCUCAAUUUGACCAGAAUUUGAUUUCAGGGUGAUACACAUACUGGAAGUGCCCUGAUUUUCAUUGUUUUCCACAGUGAAAUUUUCCCAAUUCUGAUGUCAUAAUGUAAAUUAAUAGUAUUUCUUCUUCAAAUAAACAAGUUUCUGAAAACCAAACUAGCACAUUAAAUGUGUUAUAUUCAGGUAAAAAGGAACAGUGGCUUUGUCGUUGACUAAACUUUCAAAAAUAUAUUUUCGGCAGUAAAAGUCUGCAUGAGAUUAUACAAGAUUUAAGAAAAAAAAAAAAAAACGUAACUCCAAACUUCAUCACUCAAGCCUUUAAAAACAGUUUCGGUGUUUCACGUUACAGUCAAUGUCGGUUGAUUUCAGUUUCAGACCAAAAAUAUUUUUGCUGUAAAUAAAUAAAUAAAAAAACUCAAGUAAGGCCAUACAGUAUGGUGAUUGCUACCCUGCCUUGUUUUAUGGCAAAUGUAAUUUGUGUGUGCACCCAAAACCCCGCAAGUUUUGCUCACCAUAGUGAUGAGAGUGUGUUCUCCCUCCAGCAAGUCAAGCCUCUUCAUGUAUUUUUAAAUUGUAACAGUGAUCUACAGUAUUUACACGAGUCAAAAAGAAAGUGAAAAUAGCAAGUGCUUUAAAGAGAAACAAACAGAGCUGACAUGGACCACACGUCGUCACCCAUCAUUAAGUGUCAACGUCGCUGCUUAUAACCCACAGAAGCAGUCACGUUUUUGCAAACUGUACCUGUUACAGAUGCAGAGAUCCACGCUCAAAACUUUAUAGAGGUUACUUUUCAACAAAAUUAUGAAUGCAUUAUAGUACAGAUACAGUUCAGAUCUGUGUAUUAUUGGAAUAUAGUGCAUUGUUGGGGUGGAGCUUGUGCCUUUUUGUUAAAAAUCAAUAACACACGGAAGCACUAUUAGUCAUGGCCAGAGAAUGUGCCGUACCGAAUGCUUCGCAUAGAUAUUCCGCACGACUUCUGCCCGUGAACUGGAAAGGGCAGUUCAGUGAAGCUUUUCAUGUGCUGCGACCUGCAGCAAAGUAGCAUCAAGUCCAGAAGACUGAAUCAGAGCACCUGGGCCAGGCCAGGCUGGUUACUAGCAGGAAACUGUACCUUUCUGUCUACUGGAUCCCAUGUGUCUACAAUAUGAAAGGCCCUUUAUGCAUUGCAUUUUAUAAAAAAGAUAUUGAAGUAAAAAAUGUAUGAUCAGAUUCUUUUACUGUAUUUUUUUUAUUGUUAUUUCAUUAUUUAGCAGAUGCUUUUAUCAAAAGCGA
Polyodon spathula (Mississippi paddlefish) is the source of this 9998-nucleotide messenger RNA. RefSeq names its product teneurin-1-like. The coding region runs from base 318 to 8480 and encodes 2720 amino acids. The record is from RefSeq and is a predicted model, not a curated record. Gene Ontology annotation, biological process: neuron development; heterophilic cell-cell adhesion; signal transduction. Gene Ontology annotation, molecular function: cell adhesion molecule binding; protein homodimerization activity; protein heterodimerization activity. The transcript is spliced from 32 exons. NCBI's taxonomy places the organism in Eukaryota, Metazoa, Chordata, Actinopteri, Acipenseriformes, Polyodontidae. Gene Ontology annotation, cellular component: membrane; neuron projection.